Drosophila grimshawi is the source of this 1140-nucleotide messenger RNA. Its product is annotated as phenoloxidase-activating factor 2. Gene Ontology annotation, biological process: proteolysis. The record is from RefSeq and is a predicted model, not a curated record. Bases 137 to 1114 code for a protein of 325 amino acids. The transcript has a single exon. Gene Ontology annotation, molecular function: serine-type endopeptidase activity. Lineage: Eukaryota; Metazoa; Arthropoda; Insecta; Diptera; Drosophilidae.
GAAAAUUCCAUUUGGCCAGUUUGGCUUUCUCCUGUACUUUUUACUGGCCACUACUCUUUUGGGCACUGCUAACAGUGCGAAAUCAUGUGGAUAUCAAAAGGAAUGUGUGCCGCGACAUUUGUGCAAUGAUGGUAAAAUGAUCACAGACGGCAAAUUUAUUAUUCAGUAUCGCGAGAUAUUAAAUUCGUCAGAUAUCGCACUGGGCUGCUACUGGCUUGAGAAAUGCUGCUCGAUCUUUGAUAAGUUAGAGAAUGUGAAGAAGAAAAGUUACUCGUAUCAGGGAUGUGGCUACAGAAAUCCGGAGGGCGUUCAAGUGACAUUGAAAAAUACGAUGAAAAGCGAAUCGCAAUUUGGCGAGUUUCCAUGGAUGGUGAGAAUUCUAGCUUCUCAAUAUCCCGCCGUGAAUUCGAGCGGUGGAAGUCUCUUAUCACCAAAGGUGGUCCUGACCACUGCCCACUAUGUCAUAUGGACGGCGGCUCGGAAUCUAAAAGUCAUAGCUGGGGAAUGGGAUACUAAAAUUGACAUUGAGAUCCUACCGCACGAGGAGCGCGCAGUGGAGAGAAAAAUCGUGCACGACAGUUUCAAUAGAGAAAGUGGCUACUAUGACAUAGCUCUGCUCAUUUUAACCACACCCUUCAAUCUGGCCGAGCACAUUGGCACCAUCUGCUUGCCAUACCCGGCCUUUGAUUUCACCAAUAAGCGCUGUUUCGUCACCGGUUGGGGUAAACGCAACUGGGAGGAUAUGGACUACCCACAUAUUCUUAAGAAAGUCGAUCUGCCAUUUGUGAGUAGAACUGAAUGCCAGAAGCAGCUGCGUAAAACCCGACUAGGUGAAUACUUUAAUCUGCACGAGAGCUUCGUCUGUGCGGGAGGUGAGAAGGACAAUGAUGCCUGUGUUGGUGACGGCGGUGCUCCGCUAGUUUGUCCCAUUGAAAACAAUUCCAACCGAUAUAUGCUGGCCGGUAUGGUAUCCUGGGGCUUACAAUGUGGCACCGAAAAUGUGGCUGGCGUAUAUACCAACAUCCAAUUCCUUCGAGGAUGGAUUGAACAGCAGCUCAGACUUUAUUCAAUUCCCAACUCUUAUUAUACAAUUGACUCACCUUCAAUUAAGUAAAAUGGAUUAAAGCAAAAUAUAUAUUA